Poeciliopsis prolifica (blackstripe livebearer) is the source of this 2840-nucleotide messenger RNA. RefSeq names its product cadherin-related family member 5-like. Gene Ontology annotation, molecular function: cadherin binding; calcium ion binding. Lineage: Eukaryota; Metazoa; Chordata; Actinopteri; Cyprinodontiformes; Poeciliidae. Gene Ontology annotation, biological process: cell-cell junction assembly; cell morphogenesis; adherens junction organization. Gene Ontology annotation, cellular component: membrane; adherens junction; catenin complex. The record is from RefSeq and is a predicted model, not a curated record.
GGAACCGGGACAUGGAACCUGCGGACGUUCUGCUCAGAUGCAUCGUCGCCUUCUGCUUUUCUGCGCAGUGCUGGGCUCAGAGACUCUGCACGGUGCAGCCCGGCCCGGUAACCAUUCCUGAGAACAACACGGCCGACGUCCCGGUGGUGAAGAUCAUCUCCAGCGGUGAUGCGACUCUGAGCGUCUCGGUGAACCCGGAGGAUCUGUUCUACAUCAAAGGCAACGUCCUGAUGGUGAAGAAAGGCCUGGAUUACGAGUCCCUGUCCAGUCCCACUCUGGUGGUUUGGGUGAAGUGCAGCAAAGCCGGAUCCAGAUCAGUGAACGAGUCUGUGGAGGUUCUGGUGGAAAACGUGAACGAUAAUCCUCCGAACUUCGCCCAGAACCACUUUGUUCUGGACGUGAACGAGCUCUCUCCAGUGAACUCCAGCGUUGGACUCAUAGAGGCAACGGAUGUUGAUUCAGAGCCGCUUUAUUAUCGCUUAGAGUCUGCAACUGAGAAAUAUUUCCGUCUGGAGAACAUCAACACACCGAAGCUCCUGGUGAAAAGCCUCCUGGACUACGACGUGGUGCAGAAGAUCUCUCUGGUGUUGCACGUUCAGGACACGUUCAACGGUUCGGCGUCCAACGAGCCGUUCUUCACCUCCGUGGCCCUGAUCACGGUCCAGGUGAGGGACGUGGACAACCGGCCGCCCUGGUUCCAGCCGUGUCUCAGGACCAACUUGGGACUGGCCAAGCUUUGCGUCAGCGGCGGCUACAGAGGCAAAGUCAACCUGACGGAGAAGGAAGAAGGCCCGUUGGUUCUGGAGCCCGGACCGGUUUUCGCCAGAGACGGAGACCGGAACCGCAGCGAGCCGAUCAGCUACAGGAUACUCCGAGGAAAUGAAGGGAAUAUAUUCCAAAUUGAUGAAGACACGGGGAACAUUACAAUGACCAAAGCUGCAGAUAUUGUUGGCCCAAUUAUUCUGUCAAUCCUGGCUUCGCAGGUGAACAACAGGGAUCAGUUUGCAGUGACUCAGGUGACCAUAGAGGUGAUGAAGAAGAGCAGGAAUCCUCCGCGCUUUGAGAAAGAGCGAUUCGAGGGAUUUAUCUACAGCAACUCCAUCCCAGAGAGCAUGAUACUCCGAGACCGGACCACCAACAGACCCUUCAGGGUCCGAGCCCGCGACGAAGACUUCGCAAGUGGUCUAAACCCCGACAUGAAGUAUGAGGUUCAGUACAGCAGCUACGUCAACGUGACUCCCGACGGCUUCGUGAUCCUGAAGAGAGUGGUGAAGACGGAGUCUUUUGCCCUUCAGCUCAGAGCCGUGGAUUCUGUCACAGGAGAGUUUGGGACUGCAGCGCUCUCCGUUCAAGUCAUACCUGCUGUGGCCGUCCCGUCUCCGUCGAACGUCGGCUAUCGGCCCGGCGACAUGGCGCUGCUCGGACUCAUCAUGGCAGCUCUCCUGGUUCUCUCCCUCAUCGUGAUUGGCUUCCUGAUUUCCCGCCUGUGGAAGGAAAACACGAGUCUCGAGAAAAUUUGUGAGUGCCUGGGCCCCCUGCGGUCCGACCGGCCCCGGUCCGGCCACAGAGACUCCCUCCAGUUCACCAACGACGGAUUCCAGAACGAAGCCGACCCGAGCCGAGGCAAACGCUGGAGCAACGUGGUUCCCCGGCGCAGCACCUUCCCCCAGCCCCGGAGCCGCAUCCUGCCGCUCGAGAGGCGGAGCCGCCACUGCUCCACCUGCGGCGUCUACGCCAACCACAUCACCAAGGGGAGCCCGUCGGUGCGGAGGAGCAGGAGCGACGGCGACGAGUACGGGAUGAGGUCCAUCCUGUCCAAGCAGCGCCGCAAGGAGGGGCAGAAGACGGUGUGGUUCAAGGAGAGCGAGGAUUCCUCGGACAUCGAAGUGGAGAUCAUCCCCGACUGGGGCCGGGUGGAGGAGGAGACGGAGGAGCAGCUGGAGGUGGAGAUGGAGGGGGUGGUGAGAGACCCCGCCGCCCCGCUCAGAGACCCGGAGCUGGAGAAGCAGAGCGACGAGCCAGAUCCGGGAGACGGCUCGGAGAAGGAGCAGGAGGAGGAGCGCUGAGGUCAGAGGUCAGACUGGGCUGAACAUUGCUGGUUUUGUGAUACGGUUCAGACUCUGGUCCAGCAGUUCCAGGACGGCGUUCCCAGGAUUCCCAGAGCUGCUUCCAAACAGGAACCCACAGAUCGGAGCAGUUUUUAUCCGCAGGUCCGGAAACGCGGCGUCACCGACCGGGACCGGAAACUCGUUAGCGAGGAAAAGGGAACCUGGGACGCCCGUUUCCUCACAGUGUUGGGAGACAAUUUUUAUAAUAAAAACAAAACGGAAGGAGCUGAAGGAUUUAUUUAUGGCAGCGCAAAUGCAAAACAACAAAAAAAAAAACACUCCACUAAACAUUUAACAGUCUAAAAUGGUUGCGUGUUAAAUUGGUGUCAUUUUUUAAGGCAGCAGAAAAAUAAAUUCCUAAUUCACUGAACAAAUGAUUUGAUGCUUUUUUCCUCAGUUUAAAAGCAAAUAUUGGAAUGGUUUGGACUCAAAAGAAAAAUUAGAAACAAAUGUGCAGAGAAACUGAAACUGAUUCCACACUGGCGCCAUCAGUAGGAAAAAUAUACAAAUCAAAUCCCCAGAAAGGAUUCAGAAUAGAGUUGGGGGAGGACCCAGUUCGGCCCGUUUGGCCAAAGAACUCUGGUUCGGUUCGAAUGCAUAUGUGAACGCCAAGCGGACCAGAGAUCGCUCCAAAAGCAGGAAGUGGACGACAGCACUGUGGGAGAAAUGGCUUUGAACAAAUACCAGGUUAUUGAAACAGCUGAACAGAACCAGAACACAAGACGUUCUUUU